AUGAAGAAUCUUAUUACUCUUGUGUCCGGAAGCAUGGCCCAAUUCAACCGGUUUGGCACAAAAGAAAUCGUCCGACCUGGACUCGAUUUUGGCCCCCAACGACUUCCAGGAGCACCAAGCUCAAGCUGGGACCAGACGCCAAGCCGAGAUAUUCCGGGCCGAGAUAUUCCCGGCCGAGGCAAUACUCCGGAACAAACGAGCAUUACUCAAACAACAAAAGAAGACUUCGUCAAUCGGCCGGUUUCAAGAGACGACUUCAUCGGCUCGAUUUUGUCAACCGAGAGCUGCGGCGUCAUUGACAAGUUCGCUGACGACUGUCGAAUCGCCUCCUGCAAGGACGAAGACAGAAAUAGGAUCAACUUCAGCGACAGUGACGACAUCGAAGUCGGAGCCAUUUGUCGAAUUAAAUGUCGACAAGUCAAAGCAACCCGCUGUAGAUGCUGCAAAGAAGGAUUUAUCAUUGCGAAAAAAUGCCCUGAAGACGGCGAUGAAGAUUCUUGCGAAUUGACAGCGGACGUGGGUGCUCUUUACGAAGGUCCUGAUGCUGUGAUUUUGACAGACAUCGAAGCUGAAGACUGUCAACAACGAUGCCUCGAUUCCGGAAUCGAAGAAUGCAUUGCUGCCUCGUACAUCAAGUUGAGAUUCAACUCUGUGUGCUGGCUUUUCCACGAUGUCUCCACUCGAUAUGGAGAUGAAAUUAGAGACCGAGACAUGCCCCAGAAUAGAGUUCCAAUUGGCAACUCCGGCCCAGGCUCGCGAGAAAUCUUCGGCCCCGACUUCAGAAGUGGCAGAACUCAAAACAAGAAAAGAAACAAGAAAGCUUUGAAGCCAAAACCAGUUCAAAAGAAAGGAGUUCUUGAGAUUCCUUCAUACAUGAUGCCUGGUGCAUCCUCUGCUAUGUCCAAACACGUUCGAGCAAACGGCUUCAGCAACAACAACGACGACAGUGUUAUGAUGAGCUGGUUCCGAAAGUGCCAACCCGAUGAUGAUGAAUACGAUUACUAA
Oikopleura dioica is the source of this 1005-nucleotide messenger RNA. Lineage: Eukaryota; Metazoa; Chordata; Appendicularia; Copelata; Oikopleuridae. The record is from the annotation of a GenBank genome assembly.